Molecule: messenger RNA, 3065 nt
Organism: Neoarius graeffei (lesser salmon catfish)
Lineage: Eukaryota; Metazoa; Chordata; Actinopteri; Siluriformes; Ariidae
Gene: mmp21
Product: matrix metallopeptidase 21
Exons: 16
Coding region: 395-2950 (851 amino acids)
Biological process (GO): uroporphyrinogen III biosynthetic process; proteolysis
Cellular component (GO): extracellular matrix
Molecular function (GO): uroporphyrinogen-III synthase activity; metalloendopeptidase activity; zinc ion binding
Source: RefSeq, a predicted model, not a curated record
UUUGGAAGAACGAUUUCCUGAAAUAAAAACACACGUUUUACUUUAGAACAUAUUUCAGUGAUACGUAUAUAACAUUAAUUAUUUUAACUUAUUUAAAUUCUAGUUGCAUAAAUAUAUCUCGCGAAGUGUAACUGUCAUUUCACGAAAAUCGAGCUUUAAUUUUGAAUUAUAGUGCAGGUCAUGUGGUGCUAUGUUACUUUAUAUAUAAUACAUAAGACAGAAAUGUAAACAAACCCAGGAUAGGAAGUGCAUUUUAUAUUUUUAUUGAUGUGUUAUAGCAAUUCGUAAGUUUCAAUGCUGUCUAAUAUGAGAGAGAGAAAGUAAGAGGAAGUGUACACACACAGUAAACAGCCCUUGUUUAUGAAGAUCAGGAGCUGCAGUUACAGGUGACAGAAUGAAGGUGUUGGUGUUGAAAGAACCCAGAGAGAGCGAGAGUGGAGCAGAUCCGUACAUCAAGCUGUUUAAUCCAGAGAAAUACGGCGGUCUGGUGUUCACCAGUCCCAGAGCGGUCAAAGCUGUAAGAUGGUGUAUUGAGAGCAGUACACACAAAGAAGAGUGGAACACGGUGAGAGAACAGUGGAACGCAAAACACGUGUACGUGGUGGGGAAAGCGACGGCGUCGUUAGUUGAAGCUCUGGGUCUGAAGCCCCUCGGUGAACACACAGGCACGGCUGAGGUUUUGUCUCAACUCAUCAUCGAAAGAGAAAACUCCACGCCUCUGCCCCUGUUCUUUCCUUGCGGCUCACUGAAGAGAGAAGUGCUGCCCACCACACUGAGAGAACACGGUGUUCCUCUGGAGAGUCUCUCGGUCUAUGAGACGGCUGAACAUCCGGAGCUGGAGAAGAACAUCACGCACUACUUCAGCGAGCAGGGCGUGCCAGCCAGCGUCGCUUUCUUCAGUCCCUCCGGAGUGAAGUUUUGUCUGGAGCUGGUAAAGAAACUGUUUGGAGAAAAACUGGACCAGAUCAAGUUUGCCGCGAUCGGUCCCACCACGGCCGACGCUCUACAGGAAGCGGGUGUGAGCGUCAGCUGCAUGGCUCAGAAACCUACGCCGCAGCACCUCGCCACAGCCAUCUCACACAGCCUGAGCGAUGACCUCUUCAUGGACUCGACUGUAGCAGAAAAACUCUUCCACAGUCGGGAUCACUCGGAUGUAGAAAUGUCCUCCUCUCACCUGGCUGAGCUCAUCACUGACACCGACACUGCUCAGCACUUUCUGUUGAAGUAUGGGUUCAUGAAACAAGUGACUUCAGGAAGCACCCACAGCCCUGACAUCAACACUCUAACUGAUGCUGACAUCUUCUCAGAGGACACAGUGUCUCUUAUUCAGGAGGGAACUUCCAUGUCCCACUCAGGAGACAUCAAACCUUCCCCAGAGUCACCCGACUUUGUCAGAGGUCUGCUGGAGUUCCAGCGCAUGUCUGGUUUACCUGUUACAGGUGUGUUCGAUGACGCCACCAAAAUAGCCAUGAACAAACCAAGAUGUGGUGUCCCUGACAAUGAAGAGGACCAGAUUGAGACCAUGGAGACCACCACCACCACUACUGCAGAGGACCGGAACGAAUCCUCUGAGCUUUUCAACACCACAGCGACACCACAGAGUAAUGACACAGAUGUUGACGUUGUUCAGAACAGCACUACUGACAAGGCCGAGACAGAAAAACAGCGCCACCUGCAGACACUGAUCCGUAAGAGUAGUAGGAGGAAAAGAAGCACCAGUGCAUUGUGGGGUUAUGCUGCGUUCACAAAGAGUGUCCUGACAUGGCGGCUGAUUGGCGAAGGCUACAGCAGCCAGCUCUCGGUGGAUGAGCAGCGCUAUAUCUUCAGGUUGGCCUUUAGGAUGUGGAGCGAAGUCUCACCUUUGCAGUUUGUAGAGGAUCUGCACUCGCCGCCGGGCGAGAUCGACAUCAAACUGGGCUUCGGCACAGGUCGACACUUCGGAUGCUCUCAGAGGUUCGACGGUGCUGGAAGGGAGUUUGCUCAUGCCUGGUUCCUUGGUGACAUCCAUUUUGAUGAUGAUGAACAUUUCACGGCUCCCAAAACAGGAAAUGGGAUCAGCCUGCUUAAGGUGGCGGUGCAUGAGAUCGGCCACGUGCUGGGCCUUCCUCACAUUUACCGCUCAGGGUCCAUCAUGCAGCCCAGCUAUCGGCCGCAGGACGACGGCUUCGAGCUUGACUGGCUCGACAGGAAGGCCAUUCAGAACCUCUAUGGAGGGUGUGGAGGUCGGUUCAGCACUGUGUUUGAUUGGAUCAGGAAGGAGAGAACGGCGUACGGCGAAGUGGUUGUGCGCUUUAACACCUACUUCAUGCGUAACGGUUGGUACUGGCUCUACGAGAACCGCAGCAACAGAACCCGUUACGGAGAUCCAGUCUCUGUGCAGGUUGGAUGGCACGGACUCCCAUCUUCCGGCAUGGACGCCUACGUGCAUGUGUGGAGUCGUGACGCGGACGCAGUGUAUUUCUUUAAAGGGAUACAGUAUUGGAGAUACGACAGUGAAAACGAUCAAACCUUCUCGGAAGACGCUGAUGGCCACCGGUACCCUCGUCUCAUCUCCGAGGGCUUCCCCGGCGUCCCAAGCCCCAUCGACACGGCCUACUACGACAGGAGAGACGCUCACAUCUACUUCUUCAAAGGUUCCAUGGUAUAUAGGUUCAACGUCCAAGCUAACAAGCUAGCCGCUAAAUCUCCUCAGAAAAUGACUGACUUGUUUCCUGCCCUGAUCCCGGGCGACCAUCCGACAAGAAACCUGGAUGCUGCGUAUUUCUCGUACACUCAUAAUGCCCUCUUCCUCCUCAAGGGCACCUCCUACUGGAGGGUGGUGGGAAGGAGGGAGCGCAAGAUGAAGCGCUCACUGCCCUACAACAGCCUGCUGCCGAGUCGAGAUGUGCAGCAGCAGUGGUUCGACAUCUGUGACGUCCACGCCAGCGCUCUGAAAACGAACCGUCGGUGAACAAGCACCAUCCAGCAAUCAGAGACUGAGACUUGCACUGCAGUUUCGAAGCGCAGAAAAGCGUACAGCUUCUUUAAUACCGCUAAGUGAUGCCAGUUUGGGUUGAAGUGUAAAC